This is a messenger RNA of Bursaphelenchus okinawaensis, 707 nucleotides long. NCBI's taxonomy places the organism in Eukaryota, Metazoa, Nematoda, Chromadorea, Rhabditida, Aphelenchoididae. The record is from the annotation of a GenBank genome assembly.
AUGCUCCAGUUUGUAAACUCCCAUAAGAAGGUGGAAAGUGUCUCAUUAGCCAUCAAUGUGAUCCAGCUGGCUCAUCUCUACGACAUCAAGCCAUUGCAGGUAAGUCCUGAGAUAAUUCGUACUAAAAAGCCUCAAUUUUGUCUAUAACAACGGCAUAAAAAGCUUUAAUAUUGUCUUUAUCAACAGCUUUUUAAGAGUCAAAAACAAUUUUAUACUUAUAAAAUUAUUUUCAGCUUCAAUGCGAACUUCUGCUCAUGGAGAACUUGACGAUGAGUGAAGUCGAAGAGUGUGAGAGGAUUGCCAGCAUGUUGGACUUGAGUUACCUUGCAACGAAAUGCGCCGAAAUCCGUUUCUUUAACUGUUUGAAGGUAACUACAGAUACUGACGUCACUCACGAAGAAGACGAACAAAUUAUCGUUUCUGUGGUUUGCGGUAAACGCAGCAACAAAGUUCUGCCUACAGUUCAUCUGAAAGGCCGUACGAACUUUGAGUUAAGGAUUAAAAAAUGUAAUCAAUUUGCUAUUGAGUUUAGAUGUGGCAUAAUGCCAAUUGAAUUAUUUGAAUUCACGACAUUAGAUGCUGAAACUGAAGUUAAGCAUUGUGUUAACCUGAAUCAAAAAGACGAUUUAGGUGAUCGUUUCUUCUUCGAGUAUAAGAUUAAGGAUACGAACAAAGCUUACUUCCAGUAUUUCAGUAUUUUUUAUUGA